AUGGCGCUCGAUGGGAGGGGUGUGGGAGCGUUGGCAGGGCCAAGAGUGCUGGGCAGGCUGACGCCAGAGCUCAUCCUUCGCAGCCCGCAGUAUAUGAACUGCGUGGGACAGUACGAGCUGGACAUGCGUGCCAACCGCAUCAACGUGAUUGAGAAUCUCGGGGCGACGGAGAACCAAUUCGACAGCAUCGACCUCUCGGAUAAUGGCAUUGUGCGCCUGGAGGGCUUCCCCAAGCUCCUGCGUCUCAAGGUGCUGCACCUGAACAGCAAUCGUGUCAUCAAGAUUGGCCGCGGCCUGGAAGCGUCUGUGCCUGCCCUGGAAUGGCUCCUCCUGACCAACAAUAAGUUGACAAAUCUGACGGACAUCGAGCCCCUUCGGACUUUGCCACGAUUGAAGUACCUGAGCCUCUUGGAGAAUCCCAUCACAAAGCAGAAGGGGUACAGGCUGUAUGUGAUCAGUCGAUUGCCCCACCUCAAGGUCUUGGACUUCCGAAAAGUGAAGCAGACAGAGCGGCAGGAAGCUGUGCGGCAGUACCCCAUGGGUCUUGCGCCGGCUCCGGCGGCUACCUUUGAGCCUGAUGAAGACCUGGCAGAGGUCAAGGCAGCCCUGCCCGCCGCUGCGGCCGCCGCGUCGUCGGCGGAGCCCAGCACGAGGAGCGGACCCACACCCGAGCAGGCCACCGCCAUCAGGGCGGCCAUUGCCGCGGCCACGACCUUGAAGGAGGUGCAGCGGCUCGAGGAGGCGCUGACUACCGGGCAACUCCCAUCGCAGAUCAGUGUGCCGAGCCCCAUGGAGGAGGGGGAGUGA
This is a messenger RNA of Auxenochlorella protothecoides, 807 nucleotides long. RefSeq names its product U2 small nuclear ribonucleoprotein A'. Lineage: Eukaryota; Viridiplantae; Chlorophyta; Trebouxiophyceae; Chlorellales; Chlorellaceae. Gene Ontology annotation, molecular function: U2 snRNA binding; protein binding. The transcript has 6 exons. Bases 1 to 807 code for a protein of 268 amino acids. The record is from RefSeq and is a predicted model, not a curated record. Gene Ontology annotation, biological process: mRNA splicing, via spliceosome.